Messenger RNA from Neopelma chrysocephalum (saffron-crested tyrant-manakin), 4650 nucleotides. It is a transcript of the gene IPO9, whose product is annotated as importin 9. The transcript is spliced from 24 exons. Gene Ontology annotation, biological process: protein import into nucleus. Gene Ontology annotation, cellular component: cytosol; nuclear envelope. Bases 11 to 3118 code for a protein of 1035 amino acids. Lineage: Eukaryota; Metazoa; Chordata; Aves; Passeriformes; Pipridae. The record is from RefSeq and is a predicted model, not a curated record. Gene Ontology annotation, molecular function: small GTPase binding.
GGGGGCGGCGAUGGCGGGAGGCGGCGGCGGGCCCGGAGCGGGGCCGGUGGCGCAGGGGCUGAAGGAGGCGCUGGUGGAGACGCUGACGGGGAUCCUGUGCCCGGUGCAGGCGGUGCGAGCCGCUGCUGAGGAGCAGGUGAAGGUGCUGGAGGUGACGGAGGAGUUUGGUGUUCAUUUAGCAGAACUGACUGUGGAUCCCCAGGGAGCUCUGGCCAUCCGGCAGCUGGCAUCUGUCAUUCUGAAACAGUAUGUGGAAACUCACUGGUGUUCCCAGUCUGAAAAGUUUAGACCUCCAGAGACCACAGAAAGGGCAAAAGUUGCUAUCAGGGAACUGCUCCCCAACGGGCUGAGGGAAUCCAUCAGCAAGGUGCGCUCGAGCGUGGCUUACGCCGUGUCUGCCAUCGCCCACUGGGACUGGCCCGAAGCCUGGCCCGAGCUCUUCAACCUCCUCAUGGAGAUGCUGGUCAGCGGUGACCUGAACGCAGUGCAUGGAGCCAUGAGGGUGCUCACAGAGUUUACCCGGGAAGUGACAGACAUACAGAUGCCUCUUGUUGCUCCAGUUAUUCUUCCAGAGAUGUACAAAAUUUUCACAAUGGCAGAGGUGUAUGGGAUUCGCACCAGGUCUCGUGCAGUGGAGAUUUUUACCACGUGUGCCCACAUGAUAUGUAACAUGGAGGAACUGGAAAAGGGUGCAGCCAAAGUCCUGAUUUUUCCUGUGGUGCAGCAGUUCACAGAAGCCUUUGUUCAGGCCCUGCAGAUGCCUGAUGGACCAACAUCAGACAGCGGGUUUAAGAUGGAAGUCUUAAAGGCUGUGACAGCACUCGUGAAAAACUAUCCCAAGCACAUGAUUUCGUCAAUGCAGCAGAUCCUGCCCAUUGUCUGGAACACCCUUACGGAAAGUGCCGCUUUUUAUGUGCGAACAGAAGUAAAUUACACAGAAGAGGUGGAGGACCCUGUGGAUUCUGAUGGUGAAGUGCUGGGCUUUGAAAAUCUGGUGUUCAGCAUAUUUGAAUUUGUUCAUGCGUUGUUGGAAAACAACAAAUUUAAGAGCACGGUGAAGAAGGCUUUGCCAGAGCUGAUCUAUUACAUCCUUCUUUACAUGCAGAUCACAGAGGAGCAGAUAAAAGUUUGGACUGCGAAUCCCCAGCAGUUUGUGGAGGAUGAAGAUGAUGAUACGUUUUCCUACACAGUGAGGAUUGCUGCACAGGAUCUGCUGCUGGCUGUGGCUGCUGAUUUCCAGAAUGAGAGUGCAACUGCCCUGGCUGCAGCAGCUACGAGGCAUUUGCAGGAGGCUGAGCAGGCUAAAAACAGCGGCGCUGAGCACUGGUGGAAAAUACACGAAGCCUGUAUGCUGGCCCUGGGCUCAGUCAAGUCUAUAAUUACAGACAGUGUGAAGAAUGGGAGAAUACACUUUGAUAUGCAUGGCUUCCUGACAAAUGUGGUCCUGGCAGACCUCAACCUUUCAGUGUCUCCUUUCCUCCUGGGCCGAGCUCUGUGGGCUGCCAGCCGUUUCACUGUGGCCAUGUCUCCAGAGCUCAUCCAGCAGUUCCUGCAAGCCACUGUCAGUGGGUUACAUGAAACCCAACCUCCCUCUGUCCGGAUCUCUGCAGUCAGAGCCAUCUGGGGCUACUGUGACCAGCUGAAGAUCUCCGAGAGCACCCACGUGUUGCAGCCGUUCCUUCCCAGCAUUCUGGAUGGCCUGAUCCACUUGGCAACUCAGUUCAGCUCAGAGGUGCUGAACCUGGUGAUGGAAACACUGUGCAUUGUUUGCACAGUGGACCCAGCAUUUACAGCCAGCAUGGAGAACAAGAUCUGCCCCUUCACCAUUGCAAUAUUCCUGAAGUACAGUAACGAUCCCGUUGUUGCUUCUCUUGCCCAGGAUAUUUUUAAGGAGUUAGCUCAGAUAGAAGCCUGCCAGGGUCCAAUGCAGAUGAGGCUGAUACCAACCCUUGUCAGCAUCAUGCAGGCCCCUGCUGACAAGAUCCCUGCGGGGCUUUGUGCAACUUCUAUUGAUAUACUGACCACAGUUGUGAGGAAUACAAAACCCCCUCUGUCCCAGCUCCUCAUCUGCCAGGCAUUCCCUGCAGUGGCACAGUGCAGCCUCAACACAGAUGACAAUGCAACUAUGCAGAACGGCGGCGAGUGCCUGCGCGCCUACGUGUCGGUGGCGCUGGAGCAGAUCGCGCAGUGGCACGACGAGCAGGGCCACAACGGGCUGUGGUACGUGAUGCAGGUGGUGAGCCAGCUCCUGGACCCACGCACCUCGGAAUUCACCGCUGCCUUCGUGGGCAGGCUGGUCUCCACUUUGAUUUCGAAAGCGGGAAGUGAGCUGGGAGAGAACCUGGACCAGAUCCUCAGAGCUAUCCUGAGCAAAAUGCAACAGGCAGAGACACUCAGUGUGAUGCAGUCCCUGAUCAUGGUGUUUGCUCACUUGGUUCACUCACAACUGGAGCCACUCCUGGAAUUCUUGUGUAGCCUCCCCGGCCCCACUGGCAAACCCGCCCUGGAGUUCGUGAUGGCUGAGUGGAUGAGCAGGCAGCACCUGUUCUACGGGCAGUAUGAAGGCAAAGUCAGCUCUGUAGCAUUGUGCAAACUCCUUCAGUAUGGCAUCAAUACAGAUGACAAGCGACUUCAGGACAUCAGGGUGAAGGGAGAAGAAAUAUUUAAUAUGGAUGAGGGAAUUCGGACACGAUCCAAGUCGGCCAAAAAUCCUGAGCGCUGGACAAACAUUCCUUUGUUAGUAAAAAUCUUAAAAUUAAUAAUAAAUGAACUCUCUAAUGCAAUGGAAGCAAAUGCAUCUAGACAGACAACUGCAGAUUGGAGCCAAGAUGAUUCAAAUGAUAUGUGGGAGGAUCAGGAAGAGGACGAGGAUGAAGAUGAAGGCUUAGCAGGACAGUUCCUAUCAGAUAUUCUUUCCACAAACAAGUAUGAUGAUGAUUACUAUGAAGAUGAUGAAGAGGACGAUCCAGAUGCAUUAAAGGACCCUCUUUACCAAAUAGAUCUCCAGGCCUAUCUCACCGAAUUCCUGUGCCAGUUUGCCCAGCAGCCCUGCUAUGCCAUGUUCUCCGACCACCUCAACGACAACGAGAAGCGAGUGCUUCAGGCCAUUGGGAUAUAGACCCACUCCAGAGACCAGACCCAUCAUAUCUGAACAACAGGUUAUCUUUGGCUAAUUCCACGUUUUAUGAUUGAACAUAAAACAUUUUCCAGUGUCUGCCUGCCUGUUCCAGGUGGACCAUGGCCUCGUUGCGAUGUAUUGAGCCUCAUCUUAACAGGAGUCUGCUGAGGGAGGGAAUCCCGAGAAAGCAGCAAGGACAUUGCACAUCGGUCUCACCAUGGGAGCACUUUCAUUUUCCACAGUAACUUUCCAGGAAUUUCUUAAAGAUAAAAAAAAAGGUGUCCUUAAUAUUUUUAAAAGCAAACUGUCUCUACCUGUGAAGAGGCACUUACCUGAGUUUCCCACAGCACAGUUGGACAGAGAAAGGAACUGGGUCACUUACGGAUUGCUUGGAUGUACCUUGAGAAAUGGGAAGGUUGUUCCUCUUGGCACUCACGUAACACAGGGUAAAAAUCUUGAUCCUACAACGUGACUUCUUUUAUAGAACCACAGACUCUUAUCAGAGCUGCCUGGAUGGGAUGGAGCCUGUUCAUGGGAGUUUGGAGGGGAAGCUGAGAUAAUAAACCCGAGUGCAUAUCUUCUCUCCUGGUGUGGAUGGGGCUCUGUCGCUCACAUCUGCUGUCCACUCCCACGGGAGCAGUUCUGUGCUAACACUUGUGUGUGCACAUACUCAGAGGAAGCCACCACUUAAACUUUCUGUUCCUGUGGCACGUGGCUACGAAAGACUGAUUUUCUGGAACACAGGGAGCCACGAUUUUUAGGGGGAAAAAAAAACCUGAUUGUAUUUAACAUAUUUGCUCCGUGACAGCCACUCUGAACUCCUCUGCUUCUUUCACACUCCUGUGUGUAUUCUUAUAGAGUGGUAAAAAUAACAUUUGCAAAUUGAUUUCCCCAUGAGAACAGCGUGAUGUAUCUCAAACACCUCUCUGCCUUUGGUUCCCUUUUGGGGGAAAGUGAAAAUAAAACUAUUAAAAUGUACAUUGGUAUCCUUCUUAUAAAACAGAUUUUAAAGGAACUUGCGCUUGUUUCCUGAAGUCACUUUUUAAAGACAUAUUUCUCCUUAGGACACUUUCUGUACAUGUUGCCUGGAGGAUGUCAGGAGUCACCUGAACAGAAAGGCAGUCCUGUGCUGGAUACAUCUAAAACAACAAGCUGAGCCAUUGUAGAGUUUCCUUUCUUAAGAAAGGCACUUGCUGUUCCUUUGUGGAAUAAUUUGCUUCGACGUCGUAUCAAAACCUCCAUAAGCUGGAGUCAUUCUGUAUCUUUCUGGUCUCAUGUUGUGCCUGAGAAUGGGCAGAGCUGGGGCAAUCCCCCAUUCCCUGGAGACUCCUCUGAGCCAUCCUCAAGUUCUCAGUGUUUUGUGUGCCUGACUAACUCUAUGAGAAGCAGAGUUUGAAGCCUAAUUUUUAUGUGUCUAAUAAGGUACAAGCUCUUUCCAUGAAGUUGUGUCGCAGUGUCUUUCUUCCUUGUGGAUUCUCUGGUCUAUAAGAAUAUCUAAUUAAACUUGGUGCCCUGGCCCUCCUGUCGUACUA